AUGCUGAACCGGCAACUUACACCUCCCCAGUGGUGGGGCAUUUUCCUGUGUGCACUCGGCGUGGCCGCAGUGCAGCUAUCUACUGCUGAAGACAGCCAGCAAAAGGCUGGCCAGCAGGCAUGGGUCGGCUUUUUGGCCGUCUCUGUGGCUUGCAUCACCAGUGGAUUGGCGGCAGUCUACACCGAGAAAGUCUUUAAGAGUGGCAACUCAAGCCUUUGGGUGCGCAACAUGCACCUUGCUGGCUGGUCUUUGGUCGCAAUCUCCUGGGGCCUUGUGGCCAAUGAUGGCUCUAAGAUUCGCGAGAAGGGGUUCUUCCUCGGCUGGAACUUCCUCGUAUGUGUAGUCGUCGCACUGCAAGCGUUGGGAGGAAUGGCCGUUGCUGUGGUCGCGAAGUAUGCAGACAACAUCUCGAAGGGAUUCGCAACGGCGAUUUCAAUUAUUUUGACAUGUGUGGCCUCUGUCUACUUGUUCGACCUGCAUCCCUCUGCAACAUUCACUGCCGGCACUUCACUAGUGCUCCUGUCCUUGUACUUGUACACCAGACCCGUUAAAAAUGGUCAGACCAUCAAGUACAUGGAAAUUUCGCAGAAGGACUUGGAAGACCAUCAUGACCUACCUGACAAAGUUCAGCAGAGUGCCUUCAGAAUAGGCAAGCCAGACAGCAGAUGA
Symbiodinium necroappetens is the source of this 669-nucleotide messenger RNA. Lineage: Eukaryota; Dinophyceae; Suessiales; Symbiodiniaceae. The record is from the annotation of a GenBank genome assembly.